Entamoeba dispar SAW760 is the source of this 1302-nucleotide messenger RNA. RefSeq lists its product as uncharacterized. Gene Ontology annotation, molecular function: calcium ion binding. Bases 1 to 1302 code for a protein of 433 amino acids. The transcript has a single exon. The record is from RefSeq and is a predicted model, not a curated record. Lineage: Eukaryota; Evosea; Mastigamoebida; Endamoebidae.
AUGGAAGUAGAACUAAAACUCAUUUGUGGAAGAGAUUUAAAAGUAUGUGACAUAUGUACUUCUGAUCCAUACGUAAAAUUUACUAUUGGUGGAAAAAAAUUUAAGAGUAAAACAAAAGUACUUACUGUAGAACCAGACUGGGAUGAAACAUUUAAAGUAAAGUUAAUUGCUGGUAGUACAAUAGAAUUUCUAGUUUAUGAUCGAGAUUUGAUUGGAAGAGAUGAUUUUAUGGGAAAAGUAUCAUGGACAGUUCCUCAAUUAAUUUUAGGCCAAACAGAUUUUUAUGUGCUUCAUUUAGACACAAAAGGAACAAUUACUUUUAGUACAAAAUGUAUUUCAGGAGGAAUUCCACCACAACUUGAACCUCAUUGUGACAUCAACAAACCAGUAAUUCUUAGACUUGAUGUUAAGUAUGUUCUUGGACUUGUUCUUGGGUAUGGAUUAAAUCAUGGAAUGUUUUUAUCUCCAUUACCAAAGACAUUAACUGGUGAAUGGGAAACAAGUUUUGGAAAAUUUAGAGGUGGUAUUACCAAAAUUUCUUCUAUUAAUUAUGGACCAGAACGACUUAUGGGAGGAGGAAGAACUUUUUAUGUUUUAGCUCAUGUAGGAGAAGUAAUUUCUUUUUCUGCUUUUCUUAAUUCAACCUCAUCUCAGAAAGGAGGAGAUCAACUGGUGAAAGGAUUUUAUCUCGUACCAGAUUUUCAUCAAGAUGAAAAGACUGAGUUUGGAUUUACUUUGGAACCAGGAGGAUCAUGUUUUGUUAGUUGUAAAUGUAUUCAAAGCAUAUACAAAAAUGUUCAACCUACUAAGAUUCCUUCUGAAAAAGAUUAUGCCUCAAAUAUUGCUUUUCCAUGUGAAGUUAUUGUUAGACGUCUAGAAGGUAUAUCUUUCGCUGGAUUGUUUAAUGUUUUACCUUAUGUUAGAUUAGAGUCAAACCAAGUAGAGUAUGUAACUUCUGUAUUACUUAGAGAAAGAACCAGACAUCACACAUAUAUGCCUAAAGAAUGGAACCACUCUUUCUUCAUUCCUGCUUUUGUUGGACAAAAAUGUAUUAUCAGACUUAUGAACAAAAAGGCGUUUAGUAUAUCAACAGAAAAAGAUCCUGAAUUAGUAAAGGCAGAAUUUGUAUGGCCUGACUUUAAAGGACAGGAAUCAAUAGAUAUUACUAUUCCUUUAAAUGAUAGAUUUGGAGAUCUAAAAAUAACAUUGAAGAGAAUAAGAGAACUCAGCGCUUAUUAUAGAAGAGUAUAUCUUGGUGAAGGUUACCCACCAGUAAUAUGCCAAGCACCACAACAAUAUUAA